GGAGCAAACGGAGCCUUUGGCUGCAGCCCAGCCCUGGCACAGCCCGUCCUUGCCUUUUUUUUUUUUUUUUUCCCCUUCCUCCUGCUUUUGCUUCUUCCCUUCCCUCUCUUUCUCCCGGGAAAGGCAGCCGGCAAGGAGAGCGGCGGAGGAGAGCGAGGCGUUCGCGGCGGCCAGCGCCCCGGGACCGCGGCCCCCGCGCGAGGACUCAGCCGCUGUGCCGUGGACCCCACCAUGCCGUGCCCUUUGCUGAAGACAACCCUUGGGCUCCUCUUCCUCACCGGUCUGCUGGAGGUAACAUCUGGGGGCAGCAGGCUACAUAUCGAACCCAGAGAUGCUGAAAUUGUCCUUAGCCUCCACAGCACCUUCUCCCUCGUGUGCUAUGGGGAUGGCGUGCUGGUCUGGGAACGUGAGGGUCAGACUCUUGCCACCUCACUGGAGAUCAAGGAUGGUGUCUUCGUCAGUAAUCUUACCCUCAGGAACGUGACAGGCCGUCAAACCGGGGAGUACCUGUGCACCUACAGCCCUGACCAGGCUCCAGAGCCAACAGAGAGGAAGUCUGUUUACAUCUACGUUCCAGAUCCCUCCCUAGUCUUCCUCCCCAUGGCUGCUGAAGAGCUUUUCAUCUUCAUCACGGGCUACACAGAGGCCAUCAUCCCGUGCCGUGUGACCAACCCACAGAUGCAGGUGACCCUCUAUGAGAAGAAGGUGGAGAACCCCAUCCUAGCUGCAUAUGACCCACAGCAGGGCUUCAAAGGUUUCUUUGAGGACAAGACCUACUUCUGCCGGACAAUCGUGGAUGACCAGGAGGUGGACUCAGACACGUUCUAUGUCUACAGGAUCCAGGUUUCCUCCGUGAAUGUCUCCAUCAGUGCAGUGCAGACCGUGGUGAGGCAGGGAGAGAACAUUACCCUGAUGUGCACCGUGAGUGGCAAUGAGCUGGUCAACUUCAACUGGGCUUAUCCUCGCAAGAAGGCUGGGAAGGUUGUGGAACCAGUGACUGACUUCCUGCCUGGAUCCACCCAUGAAAUCCGCUCCAUCCUCAUCAUCCAGAAUGCAGAGCUGGAAGAUAGUGGGACGUACAACUGCAAUGUCUCAGAGGGCUACCAUGAGAAAACAGACCGGAAAGAUAUCACAGUCCAUGUGAUCGAGCGUGGCUUUGUGCACUUCCACACUCAUCUGGCCAGCACGGAGUAUGCCGAGAUCCAUAAGAGCCGCACCAUCCAGGUGGAGGUAGAGGCCUACCCACCACCAACCAUCAUGUGGCUGAAGAACAACAAGACGUUGACUAUGGAGAGCAACAGCGAGUUUACCAUCUCCAGCAGGAACCUCUCAGAAACCAGGUACCAAACAGCUCUAGUCCUGGUGCGGGUGAAGCAGGAAGAAGGAGGAUUUUACACCAUCAGGGCUUCCAAUGAGGACGAUGUGCAGGAGCUGUCUUUCCAUCUGCAGAUAAAUGUGCCAGCCAAAGUAGUAGAUCUCAAGGAGAACAGCAGUGCCAGCAGUGGGGAGCAGACUGUAACAUGCUCUGCCGAAGGGAUGCCGCAGCCAGACAUCAGCUGGUUCACCUGCAGUGACAUCAAAUGGUGCAGCACCAAGGGGCAGCCCACCCGGCUGUUGGGGAAUGACUCUACAGAGAUUGGCCUGCAGACCAACGCCACAUACCACGCAGAACUGCAGGUGUAUCGCGUGAACAGCACCCUGCAGCUCCAUAGGGUGGAUGAGCCCCUGCUGCUGAGAUGCACCGUACAGAACUUCUUGGGCACGAACUCCCAGGACAUCACCCUGGUCCCACACACCUUACCAUUUAAAGUGGUCAUCAUCUCCGUCAUCCUGGCCUUGCUUGUCCUUACCGUUAUCUCCUUGGUCAUCCUCAUCGUCCUGUGGCAGAAGAAACCACGUUACGAAAUCCGCUGGAAGGUGAUCGAGUCAGUCAGCUCCGAUGGGCACGAGUACAUCUAUGUGGAUCCCAUGCAGCUCCCUUAUGACUCCAGCUGGGAGGUGCCCAGGGACAAGCUGGUGUUAGGACGCACUCUUGGCUCUGGUGCCUUUGGACGCGUAGUGGAGGCGACAGCCCAUGGCUUGAGCCAUUCACAGUCCACCAUGAAAGUGGCAGUCAAAAUGCUCAAGUCCACCGCGAGAAGCAGUGAGAAGCAGGCUCUCAUGUCUGAGCUGAAGAUCAUGAGCCACUUGGGACCUCACCUGAACAUUGUCAACUUGCUGGGGGCCUGCACCAAAGGAGGGCCCAUCUAUAUUAUCACCGAGUACUGCCGCUAUGGGGACCUGGUGGACUACCUGCACCACAACAAGCACACCUUCCUGCAGUCCUACAGCGAAAAAGCCCAGCAAGAGGCAGAGUUGUAUGGGAACACCAUCAAGGAGGAUCACGUGCAGAGUCACCGCUCCUUAUCUGUUGAGAGUGAUGGAGGCUACAUGGAUAUGAGCAAGGAUGACUCCCUAGAUUAUGUGCCCAUGUCUGAUAUGAAGGGUGAAGUCAAGUAUGCUGACAUUGAGUCCUCCAACUAUGGCACCCCGUAUGAGCUGGACAGCUAUUCCCCAUCAGCUCCUGAAAGAACAGACCGGGUGACACUGAUAAAUGAAUCUCCACUUCUCAGCUACAUGGAUUUGAUCGGGUUUAGCUUCCAGGUGGCCAAUGGGAUGGAGUUCCUGGCUUCCAAAAACUGUGUGCAUCGUGACCUGGCCGCAAGGAAUGUCCUCAUCUGCGAGGGAAAGCUGGUGAAGAUCUGCGACUUUGGCCUGGCGAGGGACAUCAUGAGGGAUUCAAACUACAUCUCCAAAGGCAGCACCUUCUUGCCCCUUAAGUGGAUGGCCCCAGAGAGCAUCUUCAACAACCUCUACACCACCCUGAGUGAUGUGUGGUCCUUUGGGAUUCUCCUCUGGGAGAUAUUCACUCUGGGAGGGACUCCAUACCCCGAACUGCCUAUGAAUGAACAGUUCUACAAUGCGAUCAAACGUGGCUAUCGGAUGUCCAAACCCACCCAUGCCUCUGAUGAAAUCUACGAUAUCAUGCAGAAGUGCUGGGAGGAGAAGUUUGAGAUAAGACCGUCCUUCUCACAGCUGGUGGUGCUUAUGGGGAACCUUUUGGUGGAUUGCUACAGAAAGAGGUACCAGCAGGUGGAUGAAGAGUUCAUGAAGAGUGACCACCCCGCUGUUGUCCGUACAAGACCCACGAUCCCUGGGCUGAACAACGCCAGGCCUGCUCCCAGCUCCCCCACCAGCAGCAUCCUCUACACGGCCGUGCACCAGAAUGGGGGAGAGAAUGACUAUAUCAUCCCCCUUCCCGACCCCAAGCCCGAGGGAAUCUGCGACCUCCCUCAGGAAGUCUCCGUCAGCCGGGCCAGCUCUAUGCUGAACGAGGUGAACACGUCAUCUACAAUAUCCUGCGACAGUCCCUUGGACCCUCAGCAGGACGAGGAGCAGGAAUCAGACCCACAGCCGGGCUGCCAGGAGCCAAACAGGGGGCACCACGAGGUGGAGGAAAGUUUCCUGUAGCCAGAGCUGGGCUAACUCCGCGUCUCCCCACAGCAAGGCCAGCUGAGGGGCUGAACCAGACGUCACAGAGAGCCAAGCUUUCCACUUGUCUGUAGGGACAUCCCUGCCUUUCCCAGCAUUCCUCCCUCCCUCCCGUAUCCCAAGGUCAGGUGGGAAAAUAGAGACUUUUCCCCUAUUGCCUUCCCCUUCCCCUGUUACAAAGAGGUGGCUCAGUGCCAGCAACCCUCCGUAUCACUGCCACAUCCUCCUCAGUGAUCAAGCCACUGCUGGAGGGAGACAUCUCACAGACCAACUUCUUCUCCUCAAGUGGAAGAUGCAGCCCAGGUCUCUACAUGAGAGGUCACUUUCUACCUUGCUAAUGUGAUCCUCCAACCUCUUCCCUCUCCAUGCGCUUUAUAUGGCAAUAAGUUUCAACUCCUCUGCACCAGCACUUCUCUGAUGGUCUUAGCACCAGCCAUACUGUGGAACAGGUUCUGUGAAAUGCCUCCAGGACAGACAAUUUCCUCGGAGUCUAUCACCGGGGUGUAGAGAAGCCGUAACACCCAACUCCAGCUGCUGGAGAUCAUGAAAUCAAGAGAUCAAGCACAGCCAAGGCCUGGAGAGACCAGACGGUGUCUCAGAGAUAUCAGAUCUCGUUUCUCAAAGCUCCUUUACAGAGGAUAGUGCAUCAGAGGCACUACAGGUACCAUGGCUCUGGGCCGCAGCUCUGUACCCACCUGGAGGGGCUGUCACACCUUGCACCCCUUUCUGCCCAGCACGGCACCUAGGGGUCCCAAGGGCAUGCCAGGAACAGGAAAUGCUCUGAUAAUGACUUUGUUGUAGUAGCAAACAGGGCAAUCCAGUAUUGCUGUUGUUUGUGUGGACACCAAGCUAAGUAGCCUCUAUUGAAGAUUUAAAGGGAACAAAUAUAUUAAUCCACUAGUCAGGGCCAGUAUAAGGAAGCAAUAUGGCUAUUCAUUAAUCUACUGCCACUGAGCCCAGCUCAUCUGCUGGGAAAUCAUAUAACCCCAUCAGCUGCAAAAUCUUUGUGCCUUAUCUUUGGGAAGCAAAGACUCCCUUGUGGUAGACUGUUCACCAUCUUUCUCAGGAUGGGAGGUCUCACCAAUCCCUCCUGAAUCAUGGCAAGACUGUGGGGAGUAAUAAGGAUGCCAGAACGCCAACCCAGGGACAUUGCAAAAGAGAGAGAAGGAAAGAGGUCAUAAGGCUCUUUGGCCGGGGCUGAACUGUUUCUACCACCCUGCCACUUCGAAUUUUUCUAUUUGCCAAAAUACAUAAAGGAAGGUAGGUUUCAACAACAAAUAGCAUUUCUGCUGGCCAGGUAGAGUCAUUCACAGCCUGUCAAGGACUGUGGAUGAAGUGCCAUGGGGAAACAAGCAGAGCAAGAGGAAUUGAGCAAGAUUCCUCUCUCUUGGAAAGAGUUUUGAAGAAUAAAAUGACAGAGAUCUUCCUCCUGCUUUCACCCCCUGCCCAGCUCUCACAGACAGGUUUGGGAUCUCUUGUGCUCUCAGAUGGCACUUGAAUGAGGAGACUCAGAGGAGGAGGAACACCAGGCUUUUGACAUCAGGCAUGAGCUCUGCUCUAUGGAGACCCCACAAGCUGGACCACAAAAGCUACAACUGUGACAUCAGUAUAGAAACGAGUAGGCUUUUUUCCAAAAGGAGAAAUUACACAGAGCUCUAUUCGCUGCAUGUCCCUCACUCCCAUUAACCCCUCUGCUGCCUUGCUUAUGCACAUCUCUGUGUACGUCCUACAAAAACUGCACAGACAGGUUUGAAAAUUCAGUCAGUGUCUUUUGGAGUUUCAGCCACCUCAGAGCUAUUGAGAGUUCUUUUUUUCUUUUUUUUUUCUUUUUUUUUUUCUUUUUUGGAGAGAGACUUCUCUCCAAAUCUGAGACUUCUGCCAGAAAACCUCAAGCAAGAUAGUUUCUCUCUUAAAUUGUCAGUCAUUGCUAGUUAGUAAUGCAGCCAUUUAUGCAACUAUAAGAGGAGUAGAUAUUUUGUGGGCUGAUAUCAUUGGUAAAAUGCAAACGUAAGAAAUAGCACUUUUAUUAGUAGCCGGUGGAGUAUAUUUUCAACCCAUAUAGUCAGAUUCCCCUUCAUCCAUAGGCAUCACACUGUGAAUGACAGCUGUUUUCCAUACUCUAUUCCUCCUGCUUAUAACAAAGGAGCCACCUUCUGUGAUCAUGGUUCAAAGAACAAUCCUCACCACAGGGAAGUAUUAAUGCCUGAGAUCUUUGGGGUCAGACCACUUUAUUUUUCUAGCUUCUAACAUGCUUUGUAGGAUCCAUGUCCCUGCAACUUGAGCCCAUAGGAUUCCACAUCAGACCAUCCUAACAGCUGCUGUCUGCACUAGCUCCAUUUUGAAUUUGUCCUUCUCUAUCUACAGUGAUGAGAAGUAGCCAGUACUCCAGAACAGGUCAACUCAGGACCUCGCAUAGGGCAUUAGUAUGUUCUGAUCUGUGCUGGAAUUGUCUUGCCUGAUGUAGUUUUGGCUAAUGUUGGCCUUUUCCCAGUCACAACAUACUGGUAGUUUGGAGUCAUCCCCUGACUGAUCUAGGCACCCACAUCUUUCUACUCUUCUGGCAUUUCUAACUCAGAUACUUCCUGCCGUUCCAGACAUUGGGUCAUCAGCACAUUUUACUAACAAACUUGUUAUUUUUGGGCUGGACUGACUAAUAAAAAUAUUCAAUGCUUUUGCUCUCAAGAGCAGUUCUAGAGAAUUACCUCCCUUCAACCCAAAGAUUUCCCCAUCAAUCAACCCCUUCUCACCCUCUUUUGGGACAUUUCCUUAUUCACUCCAUAAUCCCUGCACUAAAUUCCAUGUUGUACAGAUGAAUUAGUAAUUUCUCAUUAUCAAAUGCUUUUCCACAGUCCUGAAAGUGAAGAUCUAUUUCUUCACCCUCAAAGGGAACUCAGGUAUCCUCUCCUACUGGUGGGGCAUUUGCUACACUAUUGUGUUUUUAUCCCAUUUGUGCAUCUAUUUCAAUUAUUCUUUGCACCUGUUCUGGCUGCUGAUGGGGUCAGAUUUGUCAGCAAGUUGCUGCUAACCCCCCUUCCCUCUUCCUUCUUAACAUCGGUACACCAAUCUCUUUGCAGCAUGGUACCAUUCUCAGCUCCAGAGAAGUAUGACCAAACAUUUGCCCUUGCCCUGGGAUCACAAGGGCCAAGUCUUGCAUUUUGCGGUACUUUCCUGUGCUAAUUCAGCUAUUACUAUAACCCCUUAGUGAGGAUAUGCACAUGCACUACAGGGAGAAGAUCUCAGCCCAGGAGAGAGCAGCAGCUCUGGUUGCUGGCACAGCUAUCCUGGCACUGGGUGCUGCCUGGUACUGGUAAUGAACUGGUAAGUUCUGCACCAGUGAUGGCUCUGGAUGUGCAUUCCAGUAGCCCCACCUGCGUUUUGCAGGGCUUUGCAGACACAGAGGCUUCUAACAGCUCCAAAAACAAGCUCACUGCACACAGGGAGCUGGACCUAGCCCUCUCUCGCUCUCUCUCUGCUUCCAACAUUCCAGUCCCUGCACGGUCCGAUGGGUGAGGGCUGUGCAAAAUGGUUGGUUGUUCUGGGUUCAUUGGUUUUGUAGCCAUAAUUUCUCCAGUGAGAUUCUGAAGGGAACCAGUCUCUCUGGAUUUUUAGUUUGGAUGAUUAGUAAUUUUGUUUGGAUGUGUUUUCAUGUUCAGAUGUGGACCCAAACUGAGACUUUUACCCAAAAGGGACACAUGCCACAGCUUGGGCCCACCUCUAGUGCAAUAUCUUUUAUUUGUAGAUCAUAUUUUACUCUACAGCUGUUGCAUCAUUAUCAGCACAAUAUAUGCAUACUCCUACUGCCAGUCACUAUUUCAUAUGUGCCUAAGUGUAUCCCAGAAACUAAUGUGACACUCUGGUGUCUCUUUCCAUGUUUAAGAUGUGUCUCAGACUGAAGUGUGUGCAGGUUUUAAUCCUUUUCUCCUUGGUUUGCACAUGUUACUAUUUUUUUUUAAGUGAGAGUGUCAUGUUUAGUGUUCGUUUGCGUCGUGUUAUGAAAUCACAGUGGACUUUACUUAUAACUAAAUUGUCUCUGUUCACCUGCCGAGGGGGACUGUGGUAGAGUCCUGUGGGGAUGGGAGACAGAAGUGCAGCGCAGACGUGCAGCCAGAAGGAAGUUAGCCCAAAGAGGGAAAUGGCUCUUCCCCUUCUUCCCAGUCAGGGCUCACCAGCUCUCCAGGGUGGGGAGACACAGCACCAUAGAUACACGGUUCUGGGUGGUGGGUAAGGUUUUGGCGGUGGGGAAGUCCAGGGUCUGCCUAUAUAAAAUUGGGCAGAUCUGAAGAAGGGGAUUUCAUAGACAUCUCCUUUUGGGGGCUUUUUCUAAAAAUAGGAUGUCAGCUAAUGCAUUUAGGAGGCAACCCCCCCUGCUCCAACACACAGGCACUAGGGAAGGUCUCCAGCUGGGCUCAGUGUCUAGUUCGAAUCCCGGGAUCAGCAUGGCCAGUUUGCAGCGCAAAUUGCACGACCUCAUGCAUGCCCACGUGGACAGGAGAGCAGUGGGCUGCCAAGUCAGCUCCGGGGAGCACAGCCGCAGUCUGGGGUCUCUUGGACAUACCCAGAUGGAUCCAGAGGGCUUUGGCAAAGGCAGGGGAAUUGCUCCAGUUUAGCCUAGGUGGCACUUGGAGAGAUGGCUCUUCUUGCUGUACUGCGAGGAGGCAGGAAGACCAGCUAGAGCUGAGGGUGUCCUGGGAGGCCUGCAGUGUCCCACUUGUUCCUGUCCUUUCCUGCUUUAUGGAGCACAAGUUACAAGGGCCUGUGAAAUUUGCCCAAAGUGUGCUUGCUGCCCUCUCCCCUCCGCUGUGCUGACCAGCUGGGAUCAAGCUGUUACUCUGCAGGGAAACAGCACCUGCCUCCACACUAUCUGCCAGAAACCACGCUGGGGCAAGGAGGAAAACAGAGUUCAGACUGAGGUACCAAAGAGUUAACAUUCUCCUAGGUUUACAGAUGUAUUUGUAGGACUUGUACUAUGUCACAUCUAUAGCCAUGAGAUAUUAUUUUUAUGCUGUAAACUUUUACAAAUAUGUUUUUAAAGAAAAAGUUUAAAAUUAAAGGUGUUUCUUCUUUUUGCAAA
This is a messenger RNA of Rhea pennata, 8602 nucleotides long. RefSeq names its product platelet derived growth factor receptor beta (gene PDGFRB). NCBI's taxonomy places the organism in Eukaryota, Metazoa, Chordata, Aves, Rheiformes, Rheidae. Gene Ontology annotation, molecular function: ATP binding; platelet-derived growth factor binding; platelet-derived growth factor beta-receptor activity. The coding region runs from base 232 to 3510 and encodes 1092 amino acids. Gene Ontology annotation, biological process: cell surface receptor protein tyrosine kinase signaling pathway; multicellular organism development; protein phosphorylation. The record is from RefSeq and is a predicted model, not a curated record. The transcript has 23 exons. Gene Ontology annotation, cellular component: signaling receptor complex; plasma membrane.